AUGGGCUUGGUGGAAAACGUUCUUGAGAAUGUCAACCUCAAGGUGGUUGUCGUAUUCGGCGUCGUAGCCUGGUGGUUGUGGGUUGCCGUCAAGCGGUUCGAUGAGACUAUCCGAUUGCGCCGUCUGGCGCCUGGAGUGCGUGGUCAAUCGCUCAAUGCCCGUCUUCCUGGCGGCAUCGAUUUCAUCUUCAAGGCCGUCCGCGGGACCAUGAAACACAAGAACGUCGAGUUUUGGGAGGAUAUGCUCUCCGCAGUAAAGGGAUGGACCGGCGAGAAGAGGGUUCUCGGCAUGCGCAUCGUCUUCACCGCCGAGCCCGAGAACAUCAAAGCCAUCCUGGCCACCCAGUUCUCCGACUACGGUAAAGGACAGCCCUUCCACGAGGAGUGGAAGGAGUUCCUCGGCGACAGCAUCUUCACCACCGACGGCGACCAGUGGCACGCCAGCCGCCAGCUCAUCCGACCCCAGUUCAUCAAGGACCGUGUCAGUGACCUGCACAUAUUUGAGUCCCACAUCCAGACCCUCUUUAAAGCCAUCGCCAACGGCGGCGCCGUCAACGGCGAGGACCAGCAUGUCAACUUGGAUGCCGUCGACGGCAAAGUCCUGGAUAUCUCGGAGCUAUUCUUCCGUUACACCCUUGAUGUGGCUACUGACUUUCUCCUGGGCCAGGACGUGAAGUCGCUUUCCACCCCCAGACAGGAGUUCGCUGAAGCUUUCAACGAAGUCCAACGAGUCCAGAACAUAAUCGCACGCGCUAAUAAGCUGAAGCCCUUUGUACCCCUCUUCUCGUUUCGGUCCGGCCUAAAGGUCAUCAACGGAUUCGUUAACAAGUUCAUUGAGAGGGCCCUCCGCCUCAGCCCUGAGGAGCUCGCCUCCAAGACCAAAUCCGACCAGGGCUACACCUUCCUCCACGAGCUUGCCAGCUUCACCCGCGACCGCAAGGUCCUCCGCGACCAGCUCGUUGCCGUCCUUCUCGCCGGCCGUGACACCACGGCUUCCUCUCUCUCCUGGACUCUAUACGAGUUGGGCCGCCACCCGGAAGUCGUCACCCGGCUGCGCGCUGAGAUCAUCGAGCAGGUCGGUCCAGACCGCGCCCCGACGUACGCCGAUCUCAAGAACAUGAAGUACCUCCAGAACAUCAUGAACGAGACCCUGCGCCUGUAUCCCGUGGUCCCCUUCAACGUUCGCCUGGCCCUUAAGGACACAACACUCCCCGUUGGCGGCGGUCCGGAUGGCACGCUUCCCCUGGCCGUUUGCAAGGACACGCCAAUCGGAUACUCGACCCUCCUCAUGCAGCGGCGCGAGGACUUGUACCCGCCCGUCUCUGAGACCUUUGCGCACCCGAGCGAGUUCUCUCCCGAUCGCUGGUUCCACUGGCAGCCGAAGCCAUGGACGUAUAUCCCCUUCAACGGUGGCCCGCGCAUUUGCAUCGGCCAGCAAUUCGCCCUGACAGAGAUGAGCUACACGCUCUGCCGCCUGUUUCAGAGAUUUGAAAGAAUCGAGAGCCAUAUGGACGCCGUCGAUGGCGGGGAACCGACGCUCAAGGCUGAGAUUGUGCUACAGCCCGGAGAUGGCGUCAAAGUUGCUUUCUGGCAGGCGAAACAGGACUAA
Molecule: messenger RNA, 1608 nt
Organism: Colletotrichum higginsianum IMI 349063
Lineage: Eukaryota; Fungi; Ascomycota; Sordariomycetes; Glomerellales; Glomerellaceae
Product: Cytochrome P450
Exons: 3
Coding region: 1-1608 (535 amino acids)
Molecular function (GO): monooxygenase activity; oxidoreductase activity, acting on paired donors, with incorporation or reduction of molecular oxygen; iron ion binding
Source: RefSeq, a predicted model, not a curated record